GUGCAACCGCCUGUCAUUUGGAUAUCGUUUGAUAAUCAGAAACAACUGCUUGUACUAUAUGGAGAUAAGACAUUACUUUGCUGAACACCUGGAUGAAGAAAUGGGCAAAAUCUGGUGUUGAUUUUGCCUGUCGCCGAUUCUCUUGGCGGUACAAAUUCAUAUUUUCUAUUAAUUUGGUUUUUGUGGGAACGUCGGCGCUUGCGAAGGCGCUUUUACCGGCAAACUGGCCGUCAGCGCUAUUGCAGCAAUGAACCCUCAUUAUCACCCCUAUGGAGCCGGGCCGGAGCUCACGUCUCCGCAUCCUCCAUCACCAGACAAUUAUCCUUCAUCGCAUGGACCACAUCCACACAUGUUGUCCAGCAAUGGACACGGAAUCGGACUCCUCGGUCAUCCUGGUCGGCCCCACAGUCAACUUCUACACCAACACCAUCAACACCACGCGUUUAACAACGGCGGCGGACCACCAUCAUCAGGUCAACAUCAUCAGCAUAUUAACAAUAACAAUAAUAACGGCUCUGUUAAAAUUUGUUCGGGUUGUGGUGAAAAAAUUAUUGAACGAUAUUUUCUGCACGCGUUAGACGGUUAUUGGCAUAAUAGUUGCCUGAAGUGUUCUGUUUGCCACGCAAUGCUCGCGGACAUGGGUUCGUCCUGUUUCACCAGGGACAACAUGAUAUUAUGCAAGGACGACUAUGGCAGGAUGUUUGGCUCAGGUGCGUGCUCUGCUUGCGGUCAAAAAAUCCCUGCUAGUGAACAUGUGAUGCGCAGUGGCGUGCCCCCGUCACCUGGUCAAGGUGGUCAAAGAGGUGGUCAACAAGGAGGCGGUAUACCAACGCACCAUGUGUUUCAUCUAAAGUGUUUCGCGUGUAGCAAGUGCGGUGUACAACUGAUGCCAGGUGAUCGGUAUUACAUGUUAGCCGGUAGCCUUGUUUGCGAACAGGACUGGCAUAAGCUCCUCAAAAAUUCCGCGGCAGCGCCGACGGUACGUAAAGGGAAAGUUGGACGACCGAGAAGAAGUCGCGACUGAAUAAGAACUACAAACGAUAACGACG
Molecule: messenger RNA, 1049 nt
Organism: Agrilus planipennis (emerald ash borer)
Lineage: Eukaryota; Metazoa; Arthropoda; Insecta; Coleoptera; Buprestidae
Product: LIM domain transcription factor LMO4-B
Source: RefSeq, a predicted model, not a curated record